AUGUCGACUCACGGACGCGAACGCGGGCGAGGUAGAGGCAGAAUAGGCAAUGCUAUGCCUGAAGCAUCAGGGAAUACUCCCAACCCUGUAGACUUCAUGGCUGCUUUAGGUAAUAUGGCAGCAGUAAUGCAAGCGACAGCUGAAGCCUUGGGAAACCAAAUAAAUAAUGGAAAUAAUGGCAAUAAUGGUGAUAAUGGUCCUAUGUCACUUUCUUCCUUCCUGAAGGUUCACCCUCCGACCUUCAAAGGAACCUCGAAUCCUACCGAUGCAGACAAUUGGAUACAAGCUAUUGAGCGGGCAUUACAGGCUCAGCAGUGGGUUGAGUUUGGAACCUAUCAGCUGCACGAUGAAGCUCAUCAUUUGUGGCAGGGCAUGAGGCGUAUUUUACAGCCUGAUGGGGUUGUGAUUUCUUGGGAGUUGUUUCGAGAAGAAUUCUAUAAAAAAUAUUUUCCCAACUCAGUUAGAAAUGCCAAGGAACUUGAACUGCUUCAGCUGAAACAGGGCCAGAUGACCAUUACAGAGUACACAAGCAAAUUUGAGGAACUGUGCCACUUUUCACGCAUCUGUCAGGGAGCUCCUGAGGACUUUGCUGAGUGA
This is a messenger RNA of Arachis ipaensis, 597 nucleotides long. NCBI's taxonomy places the organism in Eukaryota, Viridiplantae, Streptophyta, Magnoliopsida, Fabales, Fabaceae. The record is from RefSeq and is a predicted model, not a curated record.